Molecule: messenger RNA, 2521 nt
Organism: Eufriesea mexicana
Lineage: Eukaryota; Metazoa; Arthropoda; Insecta; Hymenoptera; Apidae
Product: sodium-independent sulfate anion transporter
Exons: 10
Coding region: 613-2418 (601 amino acids)
Biological process (GO): transmembrane transport
Cellular component (GO): membrane
Source: RefSeq, a predicted model, not a curated record
CUGGGUGAUUGGUCAGAAUUGAGAACAUUUAACGGGAAGCUCGAGAAUACUCAAAAUCCGGAUACGAGCCUAUGUAAAAGAGGAACGUUUGUUCGGUAAAUUGGCGAUAAUCUGCGUUUGCCAAACCCAGUGUUCAUUUAGAAAAGGACCGACGCAUGCGUUCGCAUCCUGACGGACAUAUCAGCAGGUUCAUAAAGUGGUGGGAGAGCCAGGCACGUGUGAAACAGCUGUAGAUUUAAUCAGUGUAUAGAGCAAGUACGAGGCGACGCAUCAAUCGGUAAGCUUCUCCUGCCCAAGGAACGUAUCGUCGACUGGCGGUCAUUUUUUGUCGAGUAUCCUUCGGGGAACACCAAGUCGUGGUGAAUCAUUCGGUGCGAUGCGUUCUACGCGACAGAGGAAAGUGAAACAGGAAUAAAACCUCGUGGUGAACGGUGCAGUGAAACGCCGUAGUACCAGAUCCGUGGUAACUGUUAACGAGGAAACUGGAGAAUCACGUGCUUAAACGCUCUCACGUGGCCAUUGAUCAGGACUCCAAAUUACCACGAUGUGCUGAAACGUAUGGUUUGAAUCAGAGGAAAACUCAUUCGUAAGACGAAAGGAAAUAUUUGUGACAUGACUGGGUUCAAUGUUAAGAAAUUACUGAAGAACAGAAUUCCUGUUCUAAAGUGGUUACCCCUGUACAGAGCCAACGAUGCAUUGGGUGACCUGGUUGCGGGACUGACGGUGGGCCUGACCCUGAUACCACAGGCGAUCGCAUACGCUGGACUUGCAGGUUUGACGCCGCAGUAUGGCCUUUACAGUGCGUUCGCUGGCAGUUUCGUUUACAUAAUUUUUGGUACCUGUCGAGAAGUCAAUAUUGGCCCAACCGCAUUGAUUUCUUUGCUGACGUACACAUACGCGAGAGGUAUCCCCGAGUACGCUGUCCUCCUUUGCUUUUUGUCAGGAUGCGUUACCAUAGUCCUCGGAAUCCUCCGGUUAGGAUUCUUGGUCGAGUUCGUGUCCAUACCAGUCGUUUCUGGAUUCACAUCAGCGGCCAGCUUAAUUAUCGCCUGCAGUCAAAUCAAAAGUUUGCUGGGCUUGAAAAUACACGGAGAAAGUUUCAUUGAGAUUUGGAGAGAAUUGGCCAAGAACGUGGGUCGUACCAGGAUCCCUGACCUGAUCUUGUCUUGCUGCUGCAUUCUAAUACUGUUGACCCUGAAGAGAAUCAAAGACGUCAAGGUCUCGAAUCGAAUUUUAAGAAAAUUAACCUGGUUCCUGGGAACUGGUAGAAACGCACUCGUGGUAAUUUUAUGCGCAGCAGUGUCGUAUAUAUUUGAAAAUCGCGGUGGAGCACCUUUCAUCCUUACAGGCCACAUCGACGGCGGACUACCCUCCGUUGCUCCGCCACCCUUCUCGAUCACUGCCGGGAAUCACACUGAAACUUUUGCUGAUAUGUGCAAAAAUUUGGGCACCGGCAUUGCGAUCGUUCCACUGAUCUCCAUAAUCGGGAAUGUGGCCAUCGCGAAGGCGUUUUCUCGAGGAGAGUCACUCGAUGCCACUCAGGAAAUGCUAACUUUGGGACUAUGCAACGUUGCUGGCUCGUUCUUCCAUUCGAUGCCGGUCACGGGUUCCUUUUCCAGAAGCGCCGUGAACGACGCAUCGGGCGUAAGGACGCCCUUGGGUGGUAUCUAUACAGGUAUUCUAGUCAUUCUCGCUCUAAGCUUACUGACGCCGUACUUCUAUUACAUUCCAAGAGCGACCUUAAGUUCUGUGAUAGUUUGCGCGGUGAUAUUUAUGGUCGAGGUGAAAAUGAUACGGCCAAUUUGGAAAUGCAGCAAACGAGAUCUGAUCCCGACUUUCGCAACAUUCUUCGCAUGCUUAUUCGCCGGUGUCGAAUUGGGAAUUUUAAUAGGAGUGGCGAUUGAUCUGGCAAUAUUAAUUUAUUUUAACGCCAGGCCGACAAUAUAUAUUGAAUACAGAAAUACUCCUACGUUAAACUACAUCCUCGUGCGUCCCAGCGCCGGGUUGCUUUUCCCAGCGGUGGAUUACCUGAGGAUGUACCUGUUAGAGAACUUAGCUAAUGAUCACCAUAAAUUACUGAAAACCUUCAAGAACACGAAAAAUGUCAUUCUAGACUGCAAGCACAUCGAUAAAAUUGAUUUCACUGCGGCGCGUGGAUUAAAUAUGGUAAUGAGAGAUUUCAAGGAAAAGAAUCAUCAUUUGAUAAUGCUGCGACCCUCCAAGGAAAUCUUACAGAGCGUGCAAUCGCUCUGCGAGGAAACGAUUGAAGUGGUUAAUACCGAUGCUGAGCUCGUAGCAGCUUUGAAAGAAUUGAACACGACCAAAGCAAUUAAAGAAAUUGGUGCGGAGGUAAUAGAUAUGUCAAAUGGAACAACUACCAGUGGUGCGAGAAGUGAACUUACGAGUACGAAGCUUUAAGUCGAACUAUAAAUUUAAGUAACGGAAAUUCGAGAGAUAUCAGAGACAGCUGGAUAUUCGAAAAAAUAUUUAGAAUUUCUACAGGUUCUUUUAUCUUUUUUUU